UCGGAUAAAUAUACUGCGGUAGUCAACGGUCACUCACAAAGACUGCAGGACCAACAUGGCUCAGUUCAUACAUGUGGCUGCUUUUCUUCUUCUGCUGUCGACGUUAUCGACAGCGCAAAUGAGAGGGGACUAUUCACCAUCACAAGAACAAUGUAACCCCAACGAUGGUUUUGGGAAAUACUGCCCAACCACAUGUGGAGUCGCAGAUUACCUGCACCGGUACAAACCUGAUGUGGACAGACAGCUGGACCUAAUGGAACAAGAUCUGGAGGAAAUCGCCAACCUUACCAGAGGAGCACAGGACAAAGUGGUCUACCUGAAAGACUCAGAAACACAAGCGCAAAAGCAAUCAACAGAUACAUACAUCAAAAAAUCCUCAAGCAUGCUGGAUGAUAUACUACGGUUUGAGAAGAGCAUUGUCACUCAGGAGGAUCAAAUAUAUCAACUGCAGGCGACCCUACAAGCUAAUGAGAAAAAAAUGGUCGAUCUAAAGCAGAUGUCUCUCCAGCUGGACCAGAUGUGCAAAGAGCCCUGCAAAGACACCGUGGAAAUUCAGACAAUAACAGGCAAAGACUGUCAGGACAUCGCGAACAAAGGCGGUAAGGUUAGUGGACUCUACUACGUGAAACCAGCCAGAGCUCAAGAACCAUUCCUGGUCUACUGUGAGAUAGACAGCUUUGGAAGAGGAUGGACUGUCCUUCAGAGGAGAAGUGACGGGAGCGUUGACUUUAACAGAAACUGGAUUCAGUACAAGGAAGGCUUUGGGUACCUUUCGCCAGAUGACAGAACAGAGUUCUGGCUGGGCAAUGAGAAGAUGCAUCUGUUGUCUGUUCAGUCCAGUGUGCCUUACGUUCUGAGGAUAGAAAUGGUCGAUUGGGAAGGCAACAAAAAGUACGCUGAUUAUGCCACAUUCAAAAUUGGACCGGAAAUCGAUGCAUACCGUUUGACGUAUGCUUAUUACUUUGGUGGAGAUGCUGGGGAUGCUUUCGAUGGCUUUGACUUCGGGGAUGACCCCAGUGACAAAUUCUACACGUCUCACAAUGGCAUGCAGUUCAGUUCACCUGAUAAAGACAAUGACAAGUUUCAAAAAAACUGUGCCUUGCAGGAGGGGUCUGGUUGGUGGAUGAACCGUUGCCACGCUGCUCAUCUCAAUGGAAAAUACUACACGGGUGGCAAGUACACAGAGAAGGACAGUCAAAAUGGACAUGAUAAUGGAAUUAUUUGGGCCACAUGGCACAGUCGCUGGUAUUCUCUGAAGGAGACCACCAUGAAGAUCAUUCCCAUCAACAGAAUUGGUGCCGGAGGCCAGCAAAGUGGUGUCAAGCAGUUUGGAGACAUUUAAAGACCUUACCAAUGCAUUUUGCUUUUGCAAAUCUAAUUUUGAAAUACAGAAAUGACAUGAAGUUUCAAGUGAGUGUGAACAUCUGUCUGUUGGAAUCAGAUUUUUUCAUUCUGUUACUUGUAUUACGAUAUCCUAGACGUAAUUGUUUUCUAUAUGGAAGAUUCAUACAUAAACCAUGUUGUUAAAUAUCAACUUGUUUGAAUUGCAACUGGUCUAAUGCACUGCACCUGACAAUAAAUUAACAAAUGUUUCCACUUUUUUUAAAAAUCAAAGUUCUUCUCUAGUGCUCCUUACUUUACAAUAUAAAUGAGGUCAAACACAAAUGAAUACAUGGGAUCCUUGAAACUGAGGAGAUAAGAAGAGGUUUUACAUUACUGAAAAAUUCUCUGUUGGCUUGCAAGUUACAGUUUGAAGCAAACUAGAGAUUGCAAAUUGUUAGUGAAAGUAAAUGUAAGAGAAUCAUAAUCACUAUUAAAUACAUGGUGGAGUGUGUUGGUGUGUUUGUUUUUCAGGUUUAGAGUGGGUGUCUUUGUGGGAAUGGUCAAUAAGUCAAUAUUGCCUGACUUGCAUUGAUAAAACACUGCAAUGGUGUCAACUAGGAUUUCACUCCAAAUGCUGAUGUUCUCUAGCUCUCUAAAUAUUUCAUAAUACUUGCUGUGGUGCAAUAAAUACCAAAUCAGCCAUUUCAACACAUGUAAUGCCUUCUCCCCAUGGAAUAGUUCACUUAAAAAUGACUUGCAAUUGCUCAAGUAUUAGCUCAAG
Molecule: messenger RNA, 2104 nt
Organism: Triplophysa rosa
Lineage: Eukaryota; Metazoa; Chordata; Actinopteri; Cypriniformes; Nemacheilidae
Gene: fgg
Product: fibrinogen gamma chain
Exons: 9
Coding region: 56-1342 (428 amino acids)
Biological process (GO): blood coagulation; protein polymerization; platelet activation
Cellular component (GO): fibrinogen complex
Molecular function (GO): signaling receptor binding
Source: RefSeq, a predicted model, not a curated record